Cydia pomonella (codling moth) is the source of this 2904-nucleotide messenger RNA. Its product is annotated as luc7-like protein 3. The transcript has 9 exons. Bases 206 to 1291 code for a protein of 361 amino acids. NCBI's taxonomy places the organism in Eukaryota, Metazoa, Arthropoda, Insecta, Lepidoptera, Tortricidae. Gene Ontology annotation, cellular component: U2-type prespliceosome; U1 snRNP. Gene Ontology annotation, molecular function: mRNA binding. Gene Ontology annotation, biological process: mRNA splice site recognition. The record is from RefSeq and is a predicted model, not a curated record.
ACGAUUGACCAAGUUGACGUACUACAAUAAGUACGCUAGCGGAACAGUAAUUCUCUCUUUUGUUUUAUUGCUUAAAGUGUUAAGUGUGGAACUGUUAAUAAUAUAUCCAUCAGAUUUACCUUGUUGCUCUCAAAUGUUUUCAUAUUUGUUUAGAAGAUAGCUUUUUCUAAGUUUCUGUAUAAGUUAGAAGCCAAAAGCAGGCGCAAUGGCGGUGCUGGCUGCAGCUCAGUUGCUGGACGAGUUGAUGGGCAGACAUCGGAACACCAAUCCAAAUGAGAAAAUAAAGAAACCUAAUUGGGAAGAUCAGGAGUACUGCAAAUAUUAUAUGGUGAAGUUCUGUCCCCAUGAUCUGUUUGUGAAUACGAGAGCCGACCUGGGCGUGUGCCCCAAGGUCCAUGACGAUGAGGUCAAGGACCUUUUUGAGAAGGCAGACGCUUCAUAUAAGAAGUCGCAGUAUGUGGAGGAGUUUCUACGAUUUUGCCGGCACAUGAUAAAUGAUGUUGAAAGGAAAAUUCAAAAAGGCAAGCAAAGAUUGGAGUUGAUGAACUCUAAACCAGAAGGCCCACCUAUGACCCAGGCGCAAACUGAGAAGAAUCAAGAGCAGGUCCAACUUCUCUCUGAGAAGAUACAAGCAUUGGUUCAGGAAGCUGAGGAGGCGGGUACAAGAGGUGAUGUAGAACAGGCCCAGGGCCUCAUGAAGCUAUGUGACCGGCUCAAAGAAGAGAAGGAGACUUUACUGAAACAACAGGAGAACAGCCAUUGGUCUAUGACCGCAGAGCUGGCUGCCGCCCAAGAGAAGCAGAUGGAGGUGUGCCCGGUGUGCGGCGCCUUCCUCAUCGUUGGUGACGCUCAGCAGCGCAUCGAUGACCAUCUCUCCGGGAAGCAGCAUGUCGGCUACUUCAAACUCCGUCAAGCCUACGAAGAAAUGAUGGAGUCACGUGAAAAGGAACUGCAAGAGAAAGAGAAAAAGCGUCGCGAAGAGCGAGACAGAGAGCGCAGCUCGCGCGGCGGCGGGCUCGGCUCCGACCGGCGAGACAGGGAACGGAUGGAAAGAGACAGAGAACGCGAUCGCGGAGACAGGGACAAGGAGCGGGACAAGAAGGACGACAAGAGCGACAGGGACAAGGAGAGGGAUAAGGACAGGGAACGUCAUCGGUCGAGCCGCGAAGAGAAGAGCGGCCGCCACGACGAGCGCGAGCGCGACCGCGACCGGGACCGCGACCGCAGAUCGCGCAGGGAGAGAAGGUCGUCCCACGAGCGCCCGCGCCGCCGCUCCCGCGAGCGCCACUAGCAGCGGACUGAGGUAUCACAAAUAGCGCCUCGCGCCGCUGGCACCCCGUAGACGAAGACCGGAGCCCGGACCACAAAUAGAGGUACUUUUGAAUUAAGCCAUCUAACCACGAAGACAGAAGGCCGCAAGCAUAAUCCAAAAUAAUCCAGAAGUCCACAAUACUCCCGCGUUCCGAGGUGACAUAGAAUUACCCGUAGUUUUAAGGUACUUUGAUUGUUGGUUAGAUUCCAAAAAAUCUACUAAACUUUAGUCAUUGAAAUAGUUAAUUUAAUAUGCCAAUUUGGAACUCCGUAUUAGAAUGUUAGCAUGCUUUAAUAUUGAAGAUACAAUUUGUAUUUUAUUUUAUAUAUAGCAGGGGAGAGAAACUGCAGCAAUCGGGCAUCCUCUGUUCCAUUCGGCUCAGCAUUGCUCCGAGCAAUUAUUAGGUCCAGGUGCCUUCUAGACGGUCCGAGACCAAAGCGUAUUAUUAUAUUAUGAUACGAGCCAUAAAUUGUGUUUUCCAACGAUUGAUUGACCCUGUGCUAAGUAGAAACAAAAAAUUGCGGCCCUAAAAAGGGACAUUCAUUACAAUUGCAAAUAAAAAUAAUAAGUUUGAAUAUAAUUAAUUUAAAUAUCGAUUUUUAUAUUAACUAAAAUGGGGCAUAAGUAACUAUCGGGCUGCUUGAGUUUCUCUUGUAGUUCCGGAGCGCUUUCUUCCCAUUCAACAAUGACUGCCUUCCUAGGGAGCCAGGAAGGAGAAGUUUUGUGGCCAUUCGUAUUUCAAUCUCGCUCAACGGAAUCCUCGUUCUGCGUAUUAGUUUUCCAGCUUCACAGGCGAUUGUUUCUAUGAUAACAUUCACAAUUAUUAUAGGAUUGACGUCCCUUUGCGUGCACAACCACACAUAAGAUAAUGACUUGAAUUUUGUCAACCCUAAAUAAUCGAAAGUGAUUGCCAUACUUUAGAAAGGGACAGCAUGAUUCGUCCCUGAAUCGAUGUCAAACUUCGGUUUUGCUGGAAGUUUCUUUUCUAAACGAUAGUACUAUUACUUAUUUUGUGGCCAUAGUCAGUCUUGUCAAAGAAACAUCUACACUGGUAAUAAUUUAGGUCUUAUGGGUUAAAAUACAAUGUACGUUUCUCCAGAAACUUCGCGUCUCGCACAUAGUGGAAUUGUGUAUAUCUGGACUGAUAUUACCUUAAAAUUCUUCAAGAAAAAGCGUACCUACUCCCAUCUUAUUAAGGCCGGCCAAGCAACUUGCAAUCCCUCUGGUGUUAAAUUUGUCCGCUCGUUUGCCUCCAAUAAUAUUUUAAAAAAAAAACAUAUUUUUGGUAGAUUUUUUGUAAUCUAAUUAUCAAUCCGAUUAUAAUAUUAGUUUAGGUGUUGUUCAAGACGGUUUACAUCAAGUAGCGUCCUGCCUAGGACCUGUUAUUUUUACGCUUAGAGAAUAAAUGUAAAGUGUAGACGUCUGUUUCCUAGGAAGCUCUGUAAUGUUAAAUAUACCAGUUGCCACUGAGGAGUGAUUCAGGUAUUUAUGCAAUUAUUAUUUUUUCGUCAUAAUGAUGUUUUAGUGACAUAAUUUUGUUGGACGACUUGAAUGUGUGAACUAUCAUUUUAAAGGAAUAAAAUAUACAACCA